This is a messenger RNA of Ambispora gerdemannii, 182 nucleotides long. NCBI's taxonomy places the organism in Eukaryota, Fungi, Glomeromycota, Glomeromycetes, Archaeosporales, Ambisporaceae. The record is from the annotation of a GenBank genome assembly.
CUGUGGCAAUGGCUUAUUUGGAAAUUGUGAUGAAGGAGUUUAAAGAGGAAUGGGAAUUAUGUUAUGAAAAGGCGGAACGCGCAUUAUCUAAUUUAAUCGAGAAAAAUGAUAAAAGUAAGAAAGUCGAAAAUAUUGUAGCGGAAGCUCAUGAAUGGGUGCAAAAGUGGUUUACAAGUAAAUGA